Cylicostephanus goldi is the source of this 576-nucleotide messenger RNA. NCBI's taxonomy places the organism in Eukaryota, Metazoa, Nematoda, Chromadorea, Rhabditida, Strongylidae. The record is from the annotation of a GenBank genome assembly.
AUGAACUUGUUCGAUUAUAGAGCACCGGUAUACAAAGUGAACAACGGCGCCCCUCGCGCGAAAGGCUUCAGAAGAAUUUCCACGGGAGUCCGUCGAGCACCGAAUACACCCAAACUGCCCAAAAAGGCCAUAGCCCAAGCGCCGAAAAUGCCUCAUCCCCUUUCGGGACCUGCAAUCCCAAUUCCGCACAUGGUCCCAAUGAACUUUCCUACUGUUACUUUCCCACCCAUGAUGUCCUUCCCAACUCUGCCAACCUUUGCUACCAUAGCCAUGCCUACCCUACCUACCAUGACUAUGCCUCCGUCCUUUCAACGAUUAAUGGGUAUCACCACUACCCCAUCACCUUCACCUAAAAAGAGCAAAAGUCGUAGAAGGGAGGAGGAGUUAACAAGCAGAGAUGAGGAAGUUCAGGAAAAACCACGAGUGCGACAAUAUGAAAGUGAAGAAAGGGCACCGACACCUUUGGACGAAUUAUCACCGGUCUCUUCACGCCUUCCCAAAUUUGUCAACUCUCGAAAAGAGCCAGUGGUGGCCCCUGAAAAAAAUGCCGAUUGGAUAGUACCCUUCAAACUGUGA